Caenorhabditis sp. 36 PRJEB53466 is the source of this 2459-nucleotide messenger RNA. The record is from the annotation of a GenBank genome assembly. Lineage: Eukaryota; Metazoa; Nematoda; Chromadorea; Rhabditida; Rhabditidae.
AUGGACGACGAGGACGCCCUUCUCGAGUCGAUCGCCGAAGUUGGUGAGUGCAAAGUUUUCGAUAAUUUUCGCAUUUUCCCCUGAAAACCUUGAAAUCGCACAAAAAUCAUCACAAUUUUCAGACAGAUACGAACUGGAAGAGGAGGAUGAAGAAGUAGAAGAAGAAGUGGUUCGCCACGUGUCUCCAGAUGACGAUGAAGCGUUGGAUUACAGUGAAGAUCCAGAAGAAGGAGAAGAGGAAGUAGAAGAGGAAGGAGCCGGAGAAAUCGAGGAAAAAGUCGAGGAGAAGAAGGAGAAAAAAGAGGAAGAGGAGAAGGAAGAAGGCGAAUUGGAGGACGGCGAACUCGAGGAUUCCGAUGAGGACGAGAAGGAGACGGUCAGGGAACCCGCUGGCAAGCGAGGUAACAAAUUGUGGAAGGGCUGGGAAAUAUUUGGCACAGGCUUUUCGAAACCUCUUCAAAACCUACACUUUUGAAACAUGAAAAAGUAUUGUUUGCAGUGCCAAUCACGGCUCCACCGUCGUCAUCGUCGUCGGGCGCCGAAUUGCGUCGUAGACCGAUAGAGGUUGGUAUGAAUAAUGUGAGUUGAUGUCGUUUUCGUCCCGUUUUUGUGCCAAUUUUUUGCUGUGAAGCAUGCCCUGUUUCCCAAUUUUCCCCCUCAAAAAUCGGUUUUCCAGUCGCGAAUCACGCGUCCGGCGGCCCGCGGAUUCCCGCGCGCACAGCUCUUCGUGCCGAAACAAGAAGAAUCGGCCGCCUCGUCGUGGCAGGAGACGUUGAUGGCGGCGAAAAAGGCGAUGAACAAGGACAAGAGUGAGUUGGCCGAAAAAUUGCCGCAUUUUCGCCGAAAUUUAACACACCGGAAAGUGCCUAAAUUGAGCAAUUUCCGUAUUCUUCGCAUAAAAUUGCUGUAAAACUUGAAAAAGUCGAUAAUGUUAGUCAUUUCUAUUCAGAUCCCGACGACGACGACAACUCGAUCGGAAGUUUCUCGCCACGUGGCGACGAGGAACGACGGCGCGAGAUUCCGUCGCUGAUGAGCGUCCGAACGCACAAGCCGAAAGGUUCGCUUGGGAUUUUUUGCUAAAUAUUUUGUAAAUUUACGAAUUUCCUUUCAGAUCUCGGUCCGCAAGUAAUCUACCCGUCCCAACGUCACGCCCAACCGCAGCAAACCCAUCAGCAAUUGCGCGUCAAACGAGACUCGGGCGGCGCGCCGUCGAACCACCACAAUUCGGUGUCCGCGUCGUCGGUUCCGCGCGGAAGACCGCCCGCCGGAAGAGCCCUUCCGCUUCGCAGAGUCUCGAAAUCGCCGCCUGUGCGCGGAAUCAGCCCCGAACGGAAUGUGGAGGAGAUUUCGAGCGAUUCGGACGAGGAGGCGUUCCGCAAACGAUCGCCGCGACAUCGACGCAAAUCGGCGCGGUCCCGAUCGAGCAGAUCAAGCAGAUCGAGCUCGAAAAGUACGAUCCCGGGCGCGCGGCCCAUCUCGGACACGUCUUCCGACGAGGAACGCAAACGACGCGGAAAACGGCUGAGAACGUACUCGACGAGUUCGGACAAGAAGGAGGCGAAGCGACGGCGCCAUAUGAAACGGACGAGCGGAAGGGAUCCUUCGAGAAGCCGUUCGCCACCGCCCUACCCGCCCGGACACCGAAAACGGAAAGAGACGCAGAUCGUCACCGGAGACAUUCACAACUAUCGGAUUCCGAAGCGGAACUCGGGCGCAACGAGUCGAAAGAACGGAUCGGAGAAGAAGGCGGCUCCCGCGGAGCCGGCGUUCCUCAAAGAUCGCAACAAAAUAAAACGAAAGAGAUCGGAGACGCCGCCGCAGAAAAAACGGAACGAAAAAGGAAGGGAGGGGUCGAAACGGCGAAAGGACGGACGGGCACAGACGAUCAGUGAAAGUGAUAGUGACGACAGCACGUCGACGUUCUCUUCGGGAGAUCGGAAAGGCAGAAAGAGGUCGAAAAGACGGUCGCCGGCGAAGAGCGCCUCUUCCAGCAGCAGCAGCUCGCAAUCUCGCUCCCCGUCGAGUUCCAGUGGGUCUAGUUCCGGUGAGUUUGCGUUAUUUUCAAAAAUCGUUGUCUACUCUAACAUGUAACUAUUAUCCAUUUUGUAGACUCGUCCAUCUCGAAACUGCCGUCCGCCUACCGCCCACGCGCUCCAUCGGAAGAGAAAAUCAGUUCGGACGAGGACGAGAAAUCGCGCACGGCCACGGCCACAGCGCCUCGGUCCCCAUCGCCAACUUCCGCGCUCGGAUCCUCUCAUUCUUCGGCGCCUUCGUCUCCCAGGGUACCACCUCCUCCGCCGGCGGAAGAAUCGGAAGCUCCGCCCCCUCCGGAAGGACCGCCGCCGCCGCCGCCGACGGAAGCGGAAACUCGGAGGCAAUUGAAGAUGCGCCUCAAAUCGAUCAAUAAAAUAUUGAAGGUGAAGCCGUUGGACGAGGGGAAAAGCCCGGCGGAAGCAUAA